CUAUAAAACCAGUCAAGAGGAGGCGAUGCCAUCCACGGCGGCGGCGGUGGACUGGUAGGAUCCGGUCGAACGAGCCAUCGUCGGCAUGGACAAGAACGGCAGCUUCGGCGAGAGCUCGUCGGAUGACGUGGAGGCGCCCCUGCUGCCGCCGCCCGUGAGGGGCGGGAUGGCGAAGGGUGAUCGCCCGGCGGCGUCGGCGGCGGCGGCGAGGGUGCGCGCGCUGCUCGCUCACAGGUACCCGGCGAUCGCGGCGGGGCCGGCGGCGUGCGCGGCGGUGUGCGCGCUUGUGGACCUCGGGCCAGGGCACGGCGAGGCGCGGAACAUGCUCGGCGUCCUCGCGUGGGUGUUCCUCUGGUGGGUCACCGGCGCCGUGCCGCUCGCCGUCGCGUCCAUGGCGCCGCUGUUCCUCUUCCCGGUCUUUGGCGUCUCCUCCUCCGACGCCGUCGCCAAGGCGUACAUGGACGACGUCAUCUCCCUCGUCCUCGGCAGCUUCAUCCUCGCGCUCGCCAUCGAGCACUACCACAUCCACCGCCGCCUCGCCCUCAAAAUCACGUCGCUCUUCUGCGGCGACCCGGUGCGGCCGUCGCUGCUGCUGCUGGGCAUCACCGGCACGACGAUGUUCGUCAGCAUGUGGAUCCACAACACGGCGUGCACGGUCAUGAUGAUGCCGGUGGCGACGGGGAUCCUGCAGAGGUUCCCCCGCGGCGGCGGCUCCGGCGUCGACGACGACGACGGCGCCGGCGGGCAGGAGGUGCGGCGGUUCUCCAAGGCGGUGGUGCUCGGCGUGGUGUACGCGUCGGCCAUCGGCGGGAUGGCCACCCUGACGGGCACCGGCGUGAACAUCAUCCUGGUGGGGAUGUGGUCGGCGUACUUCCCGGAGCAGAAGCCCAUCACCUUCAGCUCAUGGAUGUCCUUCGGCCUCCCCAUGGCGCUGGUUCUCUUCUUGGCGCUCUGGGUCACGCUCUGCUUCAUGUACUGCUCCAAGAACACCGGAAAGGCCCUCUCUGCCUACCUGGACAGAAGCCAUUUGAGACGAGAGCUCAGCUUGUUAGGUCCAAUGGCUUUUGCAGAGAAGAUGGUCUUGGCUGUGUUUGGGGGCCUAAUUGUGCUAUGGAUGACUAGGAACCUAACAGAUAACAUCCCUGGAUGGGGAGUUCUGUUCCACAAUAAAGUCGGGGAUGGCACAGUUACUAUCAUGAUGGCCACUCUGCUGUUCAUAAUCCCCAGCCGGAAGAGGGAGGGUGAGAAGCUGAUGGACUGGAACAAGUGCAAGAAGAUCCAGUGGAACAUCAUCCUCCUCCUCGGCGCAGGUUUCGCCAUUGCUGAUGGCUUCAGGACGAGCGGCCUGACAGACAUCCUCUCCGAGGGGCUCAGGUUCCUGAAAGGGUCGCCAACGCUGGUAAUCGUGCCUGUGGCCUGCGUUUUCAGUGGCAUCAUGACGGAGUUCACCUCUGACGACUCAACCACGACGCUGGUGCUGCCAUUGUUCGCUGAACUGGCCAAGUCCAUUGAGGUGCACCCUGCACUGCUCAUGGUUUCCAGCGGAAUCGGGGCCCAGCUGUCAUACUUGUUGCCCACCGGAUCGCCGUCAAAUGUUGUUGGCUUCAGUACUGGCUACAUUAACAUCAAGGAUCUGGUGACCACUGGGUUGCCCCUGAAAGUUGUUGCAAUUGCAGCCCUGACAGCCUUACUGCCAACAAUAGGACCAGUGAUUUUUGGCAUGGACAGCAAGUCAUAGGAACAUACAUAUGAAGUUUUGAGGAUGUACGGUAAAGUAGUUUCUGUAUCUCAUGCCCGGACCAUUGUUGAGGGUAAGGGGCAUGAUUUGUACGAGAGUUAACAUAGGGGUUUCUCAACCGUUCUGUAUUAGUGUAUCUGAAACGUGCCCCGGGAGAUCAGAUUUCUUGUUAGACAAUAGAAGCAGACAAUAGAAGUAUGAUCAAAAUGCAAAAGGCCCAAACAAUCAAUAUCCUUCAUAUGAGCGUACAAUUUGCACGCCUUAUCCUCUAGAGGUGCUAUAGCUUGCUGUUCUUCACAGAGUAUGUAAAGUUAAAAGAGUAUCCGCAUAUAUAUUAAAUAGAAUUGAAUGUGUGGUACAAGAA
This is a messenger RNA of Oryza brachyantha (malo sina), 2102 nucleotides long. RefSeq names its product tonoplast dicarboxylate transporter-like. Bases 86 to 1738 code for a protein of 550 amino acids. The transcript is spliced from 6 exons. Lineage: Eukaryota; Viridiplantae; Streptophyta; Magnoliopsida; Poales; Poaceae. Gene Ontology annotation, molecular function: transmembrane transporter activity. Gene Ontology annotation, cellular component: membrane. Gene Ontology annotation, biological process: monoatomic anion transmembrane transport. The record is from RefSeq and is a predicted model, not a curated record.